Molecule: messenger RNA, 1510 nt
Organism: Rubroshorea leprosula
Lineage: Eukaryota; Viridiplantae; Streptophyta; Magnoliopsida; Malvales; Dipterocarpaceae
Source: the annotation of a GenBank genome assembly
GAAUUUUCUUCAUGGCCCAAAAUUUUUCAAGUGCCUCCUUAUCUCCGCAACCUAAAUGAAAAAGCCUAUGAACCUAAACUCAUUUCCAUUGGACCUUAUCAUUACCAAAAAGAUCAUUUAAAAGCAAUGGAAACACAGAAGGGGCGUUUUCUAAAAGAUCUUCUUCGACGAACAAAUCAGAAAAGUGCUCAAAGAUUUGAAGAGGCCAUGAGAGGUAUAGUGGAAAAGGCUCGUUGCUAUUAUGCGGAAUCUUUGGUUAUUUCCGAUCAAGAAUUCUUAAAAAUGAUGGUUCUUGAUGGAUGUUUUAUUGUCGAGCUAUUCGCCAAAUUAAGUGAUGAAAGCUGCAACGAUUCCCUCCAAAGCAUGAACCGCCUCUGCUUGAACAAUAUUUUGGAAGAUUUGAUACUAGUUGAGAAUCAGCUUCCCUUUUUUGUACUAUGGGAGUUUUUAGGCAUCGCCUCUCAGGAUCGAAGAACUUGGAUUGAGGGAAUUAUUGUGUCGUAUAAAGGAGUAAUGCCAAAGCUCAAGAAUUUAGGUUCGAUGCCUGAAGGCAAGCAAGGGGAAAGACAUGUUAAGUGGGAUUUCAUUCGUUCGGCUACAAAACUAAGAGAGGCAGGAAUCAAAUUCAGAAGGGGUAAUGAACACGACUUGUUUGACAUAAAGUUUGAGAACGGGACACUUUACAUUCCACCUGUGAAUUUUGAAGACCGGAUUGAGCUAUUGUAUUUCAAUAUCAUUGCCUAUGAACAGUUUGACAACAGUGGAUCUCGAAAACGCUUAACUGAAUAUGUAACUGUCAUGGAUUUUCUCAUUGAUACUGAGAAGGAUGUGGAGUUACUUUGUCAAAAAGAUAUCAUGUAUCACUGGCUUGGCACUGACGAGGCAGCUGCCAAGAUGUUUAAUAGGCUCGGAAGUGAACUCUUGAUCAACUCAGACUUCUUCUUUUACGCUAAGCUAUUUAAUAAUGUCAACAAACAUUGCCACGAGCCUUGGAACAGAAGGAUGGCAAGCUUGAGGCACAAUUAUUUCAACACUCCUUGGGCUUUGAUAUCCUUUUUUGCAGCAGCUUUCUUGCUUCUACUUACCAUCCUGCAAACAACAUUCGCAAUUUUCCCUCGGUCUUGAAACUGCCUGAAACCUUUAGAAUGGAGGGAACAACGUGGAUCAUCAGCAGAAAGCAUCGAGGUCUGUGAGAAGUGCAAGGUGUUAAGAGUGCAUGCAUAGACUGGUUUGAACUGUUUUCAUAUAUAUCCUUCUGCGUCUUCCUUUAAUUAAUAAGUGUGUAUCUGAACCUGCCCCUUUGGCCAAGCGAUUUUGGUCACUCUCGUAAGGUUCAGAUUUUCCUUCAAAGGUAACGGUUCGAGCCAACACCAUGAUAAAAUGUUAAAAAAAAAAAAAGUGUAUCUACUCUUAGUACUUUUUUUUUUUUCUGUUUGGUUGGGUUUCUUUAGACUUUUAUAUUAUAAUGUACUUUUUUUGGCAUAAGAUCUAUUAAAUGAAAACUUUUUAA